Messenger RNA from Medicago truncatula (barrel medic), 2208 nucleotides. Its product is annotated as pentatricopeptide repeat-containing protein At5g18950. NCBI's taxonomy places the organism in Eukaryota, Viridiplantae, Streptophyta, Magnoliopsida, Fabales, Fabaceae. The record is from RefSeq and is a predicted model, not a curated record. The coding region runs from base 262 to 1998 and encodes 578 amino acids. The transcript has 2 exons. Gene Ontology annotation, molecular function: protein binding.
UUUCUUCUUCUUAAUCUUCUUUUUCUUUCUCUACGAUCGAUUUCUAGAUUUUCUCUUCCGCCAUUGCCAAACUCCUGAGCACUCCCCUCCAUUCGAUCCGCUCUCACAUCAUCUCUAUCAGUUCCUCGAUUUCUCUCCUCUUUCGUUGAAUCCGUUUUUGUCGCUGUUCAAGUGCCAAAAUAACCCAUUGAAGAUUCGGUGCCACUUACGUUGUUCCAAUACCACAACAGCCUUUGAAGCUGUUUCAUUCACACAAAUCCCAUGAUGACAAUGUCACUCAGAAGAAGAUCAACCUCGUAUUUCCGAAACCUCACGACAGAAACAACAACCAAACAAGAUCCUAAAGAUCAAAACUUUACUCAAACCCUCAACGAAAUCUGCACCAUAACCCGAAGUAAGCCACGUUGGGAAAAUACCCUUAUUUCACAAUACCCGUCUUUUAAUUUCUCAAACCCGAAAUUCUUUCUCAGUUAUCUCAAACAUCAGAACAACACCUUCCUCUCCCUUCGUUUCCUUCACUGGCUCACUUCACAUUGCGGUUUCAAACCGGAUCAAUCUUCAUGUAAUGCUCUUUUUGAUGCUCUUGUUGAUGCUGGUGCUGUUAAAGCUGCAAAAUCAUUGCUUGAGUAUCCUGAUUUUGUUCCGAAGAAUGAUUCUUUGGAGGGUUAUGUUAGGUUGCUUGGGGAAAAUGGGAUGGUUGAGGAAGUGUUUGAUGUGUUUGUUAGUUUGAAAAAGGUUGGAUUUUUACCGUCUGCGUCGAGUUUUAAUGUGUGUUUAUUGGCUUGUUUGAAAGUUGGGAGGACUGAUUUGGUUUGGAAAUUGUAUGAGCUUAUGAUUGAAUCUGGGGUUGGGGUUAAUAUUGAUGUUGAAACUGUUGGGUGUUUGAUUAAGGCGUUUUGUGCGGAAAAUAAAGUUUUUAAUGGGUAUGAGCUUCUUAGACAGGUUUUGGAGAAGGGUUUGUGUGUUGAUAAUACUGUUUUUAACGCGCUUAUAAAUGGUUUUUGUAAGCAGAAACAAUAUGAUAGAGUUUCUGAGAUUCUUCAUAUUAUGAUUGCUAUGAAAUGUAAUCCGAGUAUCUAUACUUAUCAAGAGAUUAUUAAUGGACUUUUGAAGAGGAGGAAGAAUGACGAGGCUUUUAGAGUUUUUAAUGAUCUUAAGGAUAGAGGGUAUUUUCCAGACAGGGUUAUGUAUACAACGGUUAUCAAAGGUUUUUGUGAUAUGGGGUUGCUAGCUGAGGCCAGGAAGUUGUGGUUUGAGAUGAUUCAAAAAGGACUUGUGCCGAAUGAGUACACGUAUAAUGUAAUGAUAUAUGGUUAUUGUAAGGUUCGUGAUUUUGCAGAGGCAAGGAAGCUCUAUGAUGAUAUGUGUGGUAGAGGUUAUGCGGAAAAUGUGGUUAGCUACAGCACAAUGAUUUCGGGUCUGUAUUUGCAUGGAAAGACGGAUGAAGCACUGAGCUUGUUUCAUGAAAUGUCGCGAAAGGGUAUUGCUCGUGAUUUGAUCAGUUACAACUCUCUGAUUAAAGGCCUUUGCCAGGAAGGCGAGCUAGCUAAGGCUACAAAUCUAUUGAACAAACUUCUUAUACAGGGUUUAGAGCCAUCUGUUUCUUCCUUUACUCCUCUCAUAAAAUGUCUUUGCAAAGUUGGAGACACUGAGGGAGCAAUGAGAUUGUUGAAAGAUAUGCAUGAUAGGCAUUUGGAACCAAUUGCUAGUACACAUGAUUAUAUGAUAAUUGGGUUAAGUAAAAAAGGAGAUUUUGCACAAGGUAUGGAAUGGUUGCUAAAGAUGCUGAGUUGGAAGCUGAAACCCAAUAUGCAGACAUUUGAGCACCUGAUUGACUGUCUAAAACGAGAAAAUAGGUUAGAUGAUAUUUUGAUUGUUUUAGAUUUAAUGUUUAGAGAAGGGUAUAGACUCGAAAAAAGCAGAAUUUGUUCUUUGGUCACAAAAUUUAGCAAAAAGAAUUUCCCUUUUCCUCAUUUGUGUUUAGAGGAGCUCUUAUAAAGAAAUUGAUAUAACUGAUCAUGUUGUUUUAUCUUCCAUGUACUAUUAAAUGAUGAUUUUUUAUUUUUUUUGGAAAACAUGAAGCUAUAGACAUCUUGAUGUUUCCCUUUGUAAACCUUCAAGUUGUGAUAUGUACACAUGUCUUUCGAAAUAAAUUACCUCUCAAUUUCGUCAUGAUUAUUGAGAAUAUUUUCUGUGAGGAUUUCUGAA